Molecule: messenger RNA, 639 nt
Organism: Verticillium dahliae VdLs.17
Lineage: Eukaryota; Fungi; Ascomycota; Sordariomycetes; Glomerellales; Plectosphaerellaceae
Exons: 1
Coding region: 1-639 (212 amino acids)
Cellular component (GO): extracellular region
Source: RefSeq, a predicted model, not a curated record
AUGACGAGUACGGCGAGGAGCGCACAACCGGCCCCGCCGCCGAUGGAUAUCCCGUUACCUACCAUCUGGGACAUUAAGUCACUUGAGAACCCCCAAGCAGACGGGCAUCCUACAAGGGGCUCCGUUCGUUCCAUCGCGCACAACCAGUAUGUCAACGGCGAUCUCAUCUACCAGUCCAACUACGGCGCCGGUGUCCGCGUCUACGACGUCUCUUCCGUGCCCCAGGACCCUACUGGUAACGGUGUGUGCGAGAUCGCCUAUUUCGACAUCUACCCCGAGGAUGAUGACGCUCCUGGCGGAGGUGUCCCCGCCUUCUCCGGCUCAUGGUCGUCCUACGCUUACUUCAAGUCUGGUUAUAUCUUUGUCAACACUAUUGAGCGUGGCGGUUACCUCGUAAAGAUGACCAAGCGCGAGUCCUGCAAGCCCAAUGCCUGCAGCGCCGACAACUGCCUGCGCGCCAUGCGCGCCUCCACCAUCUCUGGUCGUCUCGAGGAGAGCCAGAAGUUCUGCGGCGAGUUCACCAAGACUUUUGUCGCUGACGUGUCUCUCGUGCCCGAGUAUGCGUCCAAGGCUUGCGGACAGAAUGUCAUCUCACGUGUCAGCUCGGCGUGCGAGUGCCUGCCCACUGCCUCGUCAUAG